AUGAGCUCUGAUGAAGACGUGGCAGCUGCAUCCAGACAUACUCAUUUCAUAGGGAAGAAAGAGAACAUCAUUCAAGCCAGACGAGUGAAGUCAGUUGGUGAAAGAGACGUUCUCGUUAUUUACCACCAGGGGGACUUCUAUGCUAUUGAAGUGCGCUGCUACCACUCUGGAGGUCCACUUCAGGAAGGAGAUAUUGAGGACUUUGAUGGGCGACCAUCCAUAGUGUGCCCAUGGCAUAAGUAUAAAAUUACAUUAGCUGAGGGUGAGGGUCUCUAUCAGGCAGUGGACCCUUCUGUGAAACCCCUGAAACCAACCUGGUGCUCCAGAGGUGUUAAGCAAAGAGUCCACACAGUGACGCUGUCUAAUGAAGACGUGUUCCUCACCUUAAAUGACUCACCAGGACCCACUGACUCUGAUUACUAUCAAACUGAGAAAUAUAAGGGUGACAUGGAAAAAUUAAAGGCCAAGGAUGGAAGUGAAAGGAGGUGUUUAAAUGAGAGAAAUGGGUUUGUAAUCUGUUUGUAA
Molecule: messenger RNA, 525 nt
Organism: Sinocyclocheilus rhinocerous
Lineage: Eukaryota; Metazoa; Chordata; Actinopteri; Cypriniformes; Cyprinidae
Product: Rieske domain-containing protein-like
Exons: 4
Coding region: 1-525 (174 amino acids)
Molecular function (GO): 2 iron, 2 sulfur cluster binding
Source: RefSeq, a predicted model, not a curated record